Molecule: messenger RNA, 927 nt
Organism: Parascedosporium putredinis
Lineage: Eukaryota; Fungi; Ascomycota; Sordariomycetes; Microascales; Microascaceae
Source: the annotation of a GenBank genome assembly
AUGCAGCUCAAAGGCUUCUUCUCGGCCGUGGCCACGGUCCUCCGGCCAGUGCUGGUCCCACGACCCUCCGUCAUCAGGCGCACCUCCGACGGCACCUAUUUCCGCUUCGAGACCGGCAGCCGCAUCGGCAUUUGGAAGGCCCCGGACCUGACCGGCCCCUGGGUGUACCAGGGCGCCGUCCUCCCCAACGGGAGCAGGAUCAACAAGCCCGGCCGCGAUGAUCUUUGGGCUCCCGACGUACGCGAAAUCAACGGCCGCUACGUCCUCUACUACACCGUCUCCACCUUCGGCUCCCAAAACUCCGCCAUCGGCUACGCCACCUCCGCCACCAUGGAAGCCGGCUCCUGGGCCGACGGCGGCACCACGGGCGUCGAGUCCAGCACGGGCAUGGCCUACAACGCCAUCGACGCCGCCCUCGUCCAGGUCGGCUCCUCCUACCUCAUGAACUUUGGCUCCUUCUGGGGCGACAUCUACCAGGUGCCCAUGAACGCCGCCGCCACCGCUAUCGCCGGCACCCCCUACCAGAUCGCCUACGACCCCGCCGGCGCCCACGCCGUCGAGGGCGCCUUCAUGCACUACCGCGCCGGCAUGUACUACCUCUUCUUCAGCGCUGGCACCUGCUGCGGCUACAACGACAACAAGCCCGCCCCCGGCGCCGAGUACCGCAUCCUCGUCUGCGCGAGCGCCAGCGCCACCGGGCCCUUUGUCGAUAGGCAGGGCAGGAGUUGCCGCAACGGUGGUGGAACCGUUGUCCUCGAGAGCCACGAUCACGUUUAUGGACCGGGAGGCCAAGGCGUCUUUGCUGACCCGAAACGCGGUACCAUCUUGUACUACCACUACGCCAACACCAACAUCGGUCUGGCUGAUUCCCAAUAUCAGUUUGGCUGGAACGUCCUGAGCUGGUCAGGUGGCUGGCCUUCAGUCUAA